AAAUCUCUCAAAGUAUGAGGCCACAGCUUCUGGCAGACAACCACAACGCUGACGCAGGCACAAAGGGGAUAUAACGCCAUCGUCAGUAACUGUGUAUGCAGCACUCCAGGAUGGUUAACAUUAAGGAUGGAUUCCUCAGAACCAUCUUCGUUUUGGCUGUCUUCAUUCUCUUAACACUUUGUGGAGGUCAGUCGCAGCAGAUUGAUCCACUACAGCCAGUCGUAGUGAUGGUCGGUGGUGACAUUGUUUUGCCGUGUCAGCUGGAACCUCCUGUUAAUGCUGUUUCCAUGACGAUGGAGUGGGGGAGACCUGACCUGGAGCCCAGAUUUGUCUAUGUGUGGCAUGAUGGUCAAGAACUUUUGGUUACCCAGAACCAGGCAUAUAAGGGAAGUGCGUCAUUGUCCAUUGAUAGACUGAAGCUUGGAGACCUUUCACUGAACCUCUACAGAGUGACCAUCUCUGAUAACGGGAGAUACAGAUGCUUCAUUCCAAAACUGGAUGAAGAAUAUUUUGUUGAACUUGUUGUUGGUGCUGUCUCUUUGCCUGGCAUCAGCUUAGCAGGGAUCGAUAAGGCCAACAGUGGGGUGAUGUUAGAUUGCCAGUCUAAUGGCUGGCACCCAAAACCUGAGGUGGUCUGGCUGGACGGUGAGGGAAACCUCCUCUCUGCUGGACCUACAGAGACAGUCAGAGGUCCUGAUGACCUCUAUACUGUCAGCAGCAGAGUGACUGUGGAGAAGAGACACAGCAACAUCUUCACCUGUAGAGUCCAACAGAAAGACAUCAACCAGACCAGAGAGACACACAUCUAUGUUCCAGAGGAUUUCUUCAUGGCCCAAUCUAAUUGUGCUGCUUCUAUUACCUUCAGUGUGUUGUUUGGCUUCAUGUUUGUUCUUGCAGUCGCUCUUUUUCUUUGGAAAAGGAGACAAAAUGAAAUCGAGAGAAGCAGAGAGGAGCUCAUGAGAGAGAGCAAGAAAAAAGAAUUUGGAAAAGAUGAAGUCAAAACUUACUGUGGAGUUGCAGAGCAGAGAGGAAGAACAGAAAUGUAUGGCACAGGUUAUUGAGACACUGAAGGAACUGAACGAGGGACUGAAGAAGCAGAAAGAGGAACUCAUGGUCCAAUCACAGGAGACAGGGACACUGGUGGAGGAGAAUGAAAGCAAGGUUAAAUCAGUGGAGAAAGAAGUAACAGAGAAGGAGGGAGAUAAAACAGCUAACAAAGCACAGGGAUACUUAAAAAUCAAAGAAAUCAUUACACAGGCCAACUGGAACCUGGAGGAGAGAAAGCGAGAACAUCAACAACUGGACAUUAACACAGAGAAACUGAUGAAGAACACACACGAUGAGAUUAAAAGAAUAACAGAAAGGAAGAAAGAAGUAGAGAAACAAAUGGAGGAUAUAGAGAAACAGAGAGAGGAGAUUGAGAGCAAAUUUCAGUCAAAGAGA
Messenger RNA from Dicentrarchus labrax (European seabass), 1443 nucleotides. RefSeq names its product butyrophilin subfamily 3 member A3-like. Bases 96 to 1061 code for a protein of 321 amino acids. Lineage: Eukaryota; Metazoa; Chordata; Actinopteri; Moronidae. The transcript has 6 exons. The record is from RefSeq and is a predicted model, not a curated record.